ACACCCGGAUGCAUUCCCCAUUGCGGCAAUUUAAAAGAGGAGGAAGAGGAGCAUUCAAUGGUGUAUAAAUACAGCGAAGCAAAGGAUCGGAAGUUCUCUUUUACUAGGGGGCGCUCUCUCUCCCAUCUCUCUGUGUCACCCCCCAGGGAGUCCAAGAGAGGGGUUGAGUUGAGACUUGAGACCAUUUUUCUUCUGCUAUUUCACAUUAGAUUUCUUCUCAUCUGGGUCUCUUAUUCUUUAUGUUUAUUCCUUCCUUGAUUCCUUCGUAGAAACACCCAAGGCUCUUUUGGUGUCUGUGAUGGGUGACAGAGUCCCAACUGGAAGUUACUUCCAGUACUCUCCUGGAGUUCAUGCAUCUCCUCACAGGCCUUCUUCAGGUUCCUUGGAUCGAGAAAGCAAUGCUAGAUAUUUAGCAGAAUUGUUGGCAGAGAGGCAGAAAUUGGGACCAUUUAUGCAAGUGCUGCCACUUUGUAGCAGGCUUCUCAAUCAAGAAAUUGUACGAGCAUCUGGUUUGGUACCAAAUCAAACUUUUGUGGAUCAUGAGAGAAUUGAACAUGAGAGUCCUUUGAGAUCAACAGCUCAACACCCAGAUGGUGGACCCAUGGAUUUGGAAGGGUGGCCUGUUAUGCACUCAGAGUACACCUUGCUUCAGGAAAAUGGGCUUCUCCAACGGAUGGGCACCUUCCAAGCAUCUUCAAUGGGCUGGACUGGGGCAACUGGAGUUCCAACUAGUCCUGUUGUAAAGAAAGUUAUCAGACUUGAUGUUCCUGUUGAUAAAUUUCCGAAUUAUAACUUUGUUGGCCGACUAUUGGGACCAAGAGGUAACUCCUUGAAAAGAGUUGAGGCUACCACACAAUGUAGGGUGUACAUAAGAGGUCGAGGCUCUGUAAAGGACUCUGUUAAGGAAGAAAAACUUCGAGAUAAACCUGGAUAUGAGCACUUAAAUGAGCCUUUACAUGUGUUGUUGGAGGCUGAAUUUCCAGCAGAUGUAAUAGAUUCCCGUUUGAAUCAAGCUGUUGCAAUAUUGGAGGACCUUUUGAAGCCUGUGGAUGAGUCCUUGGAUUAUUAUAAAAAGCAACAGUUAAGGGAAUUGGCUAUGCUAAAUGGUACAUUGAGGGAGGAAAGCCCACACAUGAGCCCAAGCAUGUCUCCAUUCAACAGUACAGGGAUGAAACGAGCCAAGACAGGAAGGUAAUUGGAGAACAACUUAAGUUCCUUUCUCUGUCCCAUGGAAGAGCUUGUGUGUCAAAUUCUGCAACUCUAAUGGUGUCUUCAUCUUACUAGUAUUUGGAUGGCUGAGGAAUCUCAACUGGGAAGUAAUUUUGAGUUUGAUUAUAGGAUUUGAUGGAUAUGGGUAUCUAUUGAAUCAUCAUGUUCCAUAAGCUUUUAUCUCCAGUCAUCUAUUCAUUCUUGUAUCAUUCCCCAUAACUUGUACUUUGCAAUUUCAUUAAGAUGGGGUGGCUUCAUUUGGAUCUUCCUUUAUUGAUUCCUCGGUACAACGGCUGUUCAUUCUCUUGAAUCUUUUGUACACUUGCGUUGUUGUUUUAGUUGCAUUUAUGUGACAUAUAAAUGCAUAAGUUAUAUGCAUGAUAUCGGUGUAUUCUUGAUUUCAUAAUUGUAUGAUGUUUUUAUUUUAUUC
This is a messenger RNA of Nelumbo nucifera (sacred lotus), 1639 nucleotides long. Its product is annotated as KH domain-containing protein At1g09660/At1g09670. NCBI's taxonomy places the organism in Eukaryota, Viridiplantae, Streptophyta, Magnoliopsida, Proteales, Nelumbonaceae. Gene Ontology annotation, molecular function: mRNA binding. Gene Ontology annotation, biological process: regulation of mRNA splicing, via spliceosome. Gene Ontology annotation, cellular component: nucleus. The record is from RefSeq and is a predicted model, not a curated record.